AUGUCUUCCUCUCGAGGCUUCUCGAGGCGUCUUCGCCUCGUCGGCCUGUCUCUCCUCCUCCUCGUUUCCUUCGCUGCUCGGCUGCCGCAGUCGCCCUCUCCUUCCUUCUCUUCUUUCUCCUCAUUCUUCACACAUGUCGUUUCUCUCCCUUCGGCGUCUCUUCCGUUUGCGUUCCUUCCCCUUUCUGCUCCGUGCCUGUCCUCUGGGUUUUGGGGACUGCGAGGCACGGAGGCUUCGAAACCUCCCUUUCCUCUGGCCAUCGAGGCUGGUGAGACGGGGAAGAGAUAUCAGCGUCAAAUCCAGGUUGCGUCUUUCCUCACAGACGAGGAUUUUCGGCGUCUCUUUCAGCUGACGCAGGCGUUCGAGGCUUCGACUCUCCCUAGCGAAUUGUCGGCCUUCGUCGCACUUCGCUUCUUCUCUCCCUCCUUCGUUCCCCCUGCGUUCGCGUCUUCGCCGACUAUGCCUCGCCCUCUCGUCAAUGUUCUCUGCCAGCGAGUCCAAUCGCUCCUCGUCUCUGUCGUUUCUGCGGCGUCUCCUCUUUCUCCGCUUGCCUCACCUCCUCUUGCUUCUCGUGCUUCUCCUUCUCCGCUACCUGGCGAAGCGGCUCCCUUGUUGACCGUGGCGCAUUUGCUGCAGGCGCGGAGACUGAUGAAAUGCGAUUUCAAAAUUCCUCGCGGAGUCUCUGCGCGCCUCGCCGACGCCCUCGUCGCGCCCGCGCCCUCAGGCAAAUCGAAGGAAGAACGCGAGGCGCAGAUGAGGAGUUGGGUGGCUGCUCUGCUCAGCAUUGCCGAAGUCGAGGAAGCCGACGAAACGGAAGAGCAUCCGGAAGCGUCUCAGGAGAUACCUGUCUCUUCGUUCCUGAAGACGAAGAUGAAAAACGUGCAGUAUCUGGACCUUGCGCAGGCUCUCCUGUCUUCUCUCGAGCGACUUCGCAAAGAGACGGCUCAGAACAAGCGCCCCUCUGUGUCGGAUGCCUGGGGGAAGGAAAGUCGCGAGGAGGCUCUGCGUCACCUUCGCGCCUCAGCUGUCCUUGCGGUGUCGAGGAGUUUCUUGCCCCUGUUGCGAUCGCCUGCGACGACGCGGAACUCCACGUUUCUGCAGAGUGUGAAGAGAGGCCUGGCGCUGUUGGAAAGCGAGCUGAGCGCGGUAGUGCACCUGGAGGGAGAGGAGACAGAGCGAAGCGCGAAAGAAAUCGACUCAGAAGACAGGACAGCCGAGGAGCGAGACGCUCUGCGCCUCGGGCUGCUUAUGCAGGCCUACUUCAAUUCUGAUUCGCUUUCUCUCGAGGAUUCUUUCGUGGGAGGUCCCUCGCUGGGUCGGGGCUCCGUUCUCGGUAGUUUCGCGGCGAUUGUGGAAACGCCGGAAGUCGCCUCGACGGCAGUCGCAGGUUUCUUUCAGACUCUCGCGGGCCUCGGCGAAGCGGGCCUCGAGGCUGUCCUCCGAUUCCUCAAAACUGUGCCGCUCGAAGAAGCUGAACACGCCACCGCUCUCUUACCACUCCUCAACUCAGUCGAAACCGCCGCACAUGCUGGGUCGUUCGGUGUCGUUCAAGAAAAACUCCGCGCCUUGCAAAUCUGCGACGUCUGGGGCCGGGCAAUGCCCCCAGACGCGCUGGUGCACGUCGCGCUCUCUCUGCGAGCGACGCUCGAUGGCGAAGAAGAUGGCGACGAAGAGGCCACGCCCAGCGACAGUCUCUGGCCAAUUGUCGACAUCGAGGCGACGGUGGUGCCUGUUGCGCGGGAUGAGACCGAAACAGAGACUGAGGCGGAGACGCUGUUUCGGACUGGAACGAAACAGGUGCAUGCAAAAGAUACUCUUCUCGCAAAGACGCACGAGCUGCGCUUCACCGUCCAACUCGCGACGGACUGGCAAACGACGGGUCCACGAGGGUCGAGCACGGCCGCGCGCCUUGAGCAGGUUAGCCUGUUGCUUACGCUGAUCUCCGCAGACGAGAGCGCCGCAGAGAGCUCGUCGCAGGUGUAUUCCCGUCUCCUCAGCCGGCAGGUUGUUCUCCCUCUCGUGAACGCAAAGAAACAAAAGUAUCAACUGCAACUCUCCCUGGACCGGCAGCGCCUCUUCCCGCAGGUCACUGGCGUGUAUCGCUUUGAACUUUUGGUCGCAGAUCAGACGAUGAAAACUCCGCUGCGCCUGAACUUAUUCGACCAGAAGCUCGUCUUCUCCCGCCCUCUGAAGCUCCUCCAGAUCCCUACCGGCGACGGAGAUCGGGAAACGAAAACAAUCUUGCCUUUCGAGCAAGGCAUCUUCCCCGCCCCGUUGCUCUCUUGGGACCACUCGCCGCCUCCGAAACAGGCGUCUUUCCAGGCCGCCCUCGUCGGGGCAAUUUUGUGUUGCCUCCUUCCUUCCCUCGCUCUGUGGGCGCUGUGGUCCUUGUCCGCCGUCGACGUGCCUCGCAAAAUUGGCGAGCCGUCGACCGUCCAGGCCCUGUUCAUUGGCGCAAUCGUGGUCCAAGGCAUGAUCGUGGCGCUCUACUUCUUCUGUCUCGCCUUCCUUCAACUGCUGCCGAUUUUGGCAGUAUGGAUCGCCAUCACCUCCCUGAUUGGAUACCGAGCACUGUGUCAGGGGCGUGCGCAGCAACUGAACGAAUGCAUCUCUUUAAAAAAACAGACUUGA
Molecule: messenger RNA, 2631 nt
Organism: Neospora caninum
Lineage: Eukaryota; Apicomplexa; Conoidasida; Eucoccidiorida; Sarcocystidae
Exons: 15
Coding region: 1-2631 (876 amino acids)
Biological process (GO): protein N-linked glycosylation
Cellular component (GO): membrane; oligosaccharyltransferase complex
Source: RefSeq, a predicted model, not a curated record